UCUGUGACAGCGCAAAGUAGGAAUGGCGGCGAUGGUCACUAGAGGAAGGAACCCAAAGAGCCCGAAACUUUACUUCUAACGGGCCCACCGAGGAUUUGAACCCUGACGAAACGCACGAAUCACUUGCUUGUAGCGGACGAAAGGCGGCGUCUUUUGACGUGAGAUACUUGGGGUCGACUUGCACGCUUAGCUUGCCAUUACUAGUGCCGCCGAGUUAGAUUGAAGGUAGCUGCUAGCCAGCUGUUGGCUCCUUUGCCUGGCUGGCCCAACAAGUUAACUUAAGUGGAGAACUGUAUAAAAGCAUUUCAUCGUUAAAUGGUAAUCGUCUAUCUUGAGCAACAACUAGUGUUUUGCGACGAUAGAGAGAUAGAGAGCGAGAGAGAGAGAGAGAGGGGCGUCGCGGGACAGCACUUUGUCAUUGCGACUUGAGAACAUAAUUAGCGCUCAUUUUAACGCUAGCUGCGAAGCUAGCUAAGUUGUGAUCCUGAAGUCUCGUCCAUUUUUCGGAUCGUGCCCCAGCGACUGGCUCCGGGGCUAAUCGACACCCCGUUCGUCUGCUUUUAAGGUGGCAUCAGCAGUACGAUGGAAAGUCUAACGUUGAGUGAUGUCGAGCAGAAAUAUUACUCGGAUUUGUUCGUUUACUGCGACACGGACAACACCAAGAAAGUGGCUUCUUACGGGAGAGUUCUUGACCUUUUCCGGGCGGCCCAGCUACCUAGCGAAGUUGUCAUACAGAUCACAGAGUUGUGUGGAGCCACUCGGCUGGGUCACUUUGGACGGAGCCAGUUCUACAUCGCCCUAAAACUGAUUGCCAUCGCCCAGUCGGGCCUGCCUCUUAGAGUGGAAAGCCUCAACUCAGUCAAGGACCUGCCACUGCCCAGAUUUGUGGUGGGGAAGAAUGAGGCAGAGGCAAGGCACGUGGCGCUAUACCAGGACCCGGACAGUCAGGGCUUAUACCCCGCCUCUGCCGCCGCGUUAAUACCAAGACCGCCAGGCAGGGGACACCAGAACAAGAAAGCCCCCCCCUCAGCCAGCGCACAUCCUGUCCAUGAGGCAGUUCAGCCCACAGCACCGAGCAUAGAAACACAGCAGGGAGAACCGACAUCGCCCGUGGUCUCCCCUCACCAGUCCCCUCCCACCUCCCCACCUUCCUGGAGGAAACACAAGCGGCAGCACAGUGGCGGAAACACAGACAGACAACCAGUGGUGGCACCGACCGGAGUCGUGUGGACGCAGUUCCGGGAAUCUCAAACUGCUCCUGUGGCAGGUGAUGGGAUGUGGCUGUCACACUCGCCCCCUCUUCCAGGUCAGGAAAGUUGGGUCAGUUUCACAGCUGACACGCCGCCAUCAAGCACACUCCCGGGGGUGCACCCCCCAUCCGUACAGGAAAGCACAACGAUACGAACAACGAUGGCCUCGGCAGCAGCAGCGACCAAUGAGAUCCAGCGGCAGUCCAGUGGCUAUGAUGAUCCCUGGAAGAUCACAGACGAACAGAGACAGUAUUAUAUCAACCAGUUCAAAACCAUUCAACCUGACCUUACUGGUUUCAUACCAGGUUCAGCGGCAAAAGAGUUCUUCACCAAGUCCAAAUUGCCCAUUUUAGAGUUGUCACAUAUUUGGGAGCUUUCAGACUUCGACAAAGAUGGCGCGCUAACCCUGGAUGAAUUCUGCGCUGCAUUCCACUUGGUGGUAGCCAGGAAGAAUGGCUAUGACCUCCCCGAGAAGCUGCCUGAGAGCUUAAUGCCAAAGCUGAUUGACCUAGAUGACUCAGCAGAGGUUCCAGAGCAGACAGCUGAUGUUGGGUUCUCGGCCUCCCCUGUUGAGGUGACUCCCAACAAGUCUCCCUCCAUGCCCUCGCUCAACCAGGCUUGGCCGGAGAUGAACCAGAGCAAUGAGGACACAGCCAUCGUCCACCCCGUUCCCAUCCGGAUGACCCCCAGUAAAAUCCACAUGCAGGAAAUGGAACUGAAGAGGACUGGCAGCGAUCACAACCAUCCGACCAGUCCAUUACUGGCGAAACCACCAGAAGUGUCCGAAGAAGCCAAACUACCCGCCACCAUGAAGUUUGUACCAGCAAAUGCUGUAGGUGAUGGUUACAGCAGUUCUGACUCCUUCACAUCUGACCAGGAGCCAGUUGCAAGACAAAGGUCUCAGUCCGGCGCAUCUCCGGAAGCUCUAAAAGUGGUGGCUCCCCCUCCCCCUCCGCCCCGCCCUCACGCAUCACACUCCCGCUCCUCAUCGCUGGACAUGAACCGCAACUUCGCCGCCACCUCAGCCACAGGACAGCCCGCCGCUAUAGCUUUCCCACCCGCAGUGCCUCCUCGACCGCUUCCCACACAGUCAUCAGUACCACACACGGGACAGCGCGCUGAGGCUGAGGGUGCGCCGGGAGCGGGGGCCGCGCUCAGCGCCACAUCUCCCCAGCAGAUCCCACAGCAACCUAAUUUCGCAGACUUCAGUCAUUUUCAGGCCUUUGCGGCAUCUGAACAACCUUCCAGCCUGCCGGAAGUUGACAAGCACAGCGAUCCUGGACAGGGGGACAAGUCUUCAGAAGGAGCUGGGCCCUUAAGAACAGUCAAGAGUGACGGCCAGGCUGAUGAAAGAACUACCACCACUGUUAACUCUACCAAGAGUUUGUCUGGCCCUUUAGGACCUCCUCCCAAGCCUAUUCGUCGCAGGUUGAAGUCUGAGGAUGAGUUGCGGCCUGAGGACGAGCAGUACGGCCCUCAAAAGUCAAACAUCAUAGCUGCUGGCUUGGCUAUUCAGCCCUCUAUCCCCAGGUCAGUAGGUAAGGAUAAAAAGGCGAUACAAGCAUCAAUUAGAAGAAAUAAGGAAACAAACACGGUGUUGGCAAGACUAAACAGUGAACUGCAACAACAGCUGAAGGACUUGCUUGAAGAGAGGAUAUCCUUGGAAGUUCAGCUGGAGCAGCUCAGACCUUUCUCUCAUCUUUAACCAACACCGAUGAGGUGGUUGUAGUUUCUCCAAAGCAAGGCUGCGGCUCUUGGUGGGAUGCCACCCCCCACCCUCAACCCCACCCCACAUCUCUUACUUUCCCCUGCCUCCCGUUCACAGCGUGCACCAUGUUUAAGCCCACACUUACUUAUCAGGUGUAUAGCGGAGUGGGCCAGGGAGCAAGCUCAGUGCGGCUGUGAGAGUGCGAGAAGAAAAGAUGGCAUGGGUAAUUCUUCAAUGUGGCACUUUUCAAUUUUUUCUCAAGAGACCUGUAUCCAUGGCCGACAGCUUAGUGGGGAAGUAGUGUUGGACUUUUGGCUGUAGCUACGAGUUCUGUCUGAAGAGACAUCUGCUGGUGAAUGAAUGUGUGUGUGAGUGUGUCUGUUUUUGUUAAAUGUCUGGAGAAAAGUACCAGUGUUGUCAACACACCAAUCUAAGGUUUAAAGAGUUUGUUAGCCAAAUCUUAAAAGGGAGUUACACAUUGAACUUCUGUAAAUAAAUACUACUGAAAACAGAUAUUCAAUGUUUUCAACAAAACAACAACGAUCACAAUCAAUUAAAAAUUCAACAUUUCCUGCUUUUACCACUAAGGAGCCACUGAAAAUCUAACGUUUUCUGACUUGUUUGGUGUGGUUUCUGGGAAAGAGACAUGUUUGGGGUUGUUUUUGAAGUGCGCGAUGCCCACAUGAAGUCUCUCCACCUCUCGUGCGCUGUGAGUUCAGCCGUCCUCGCUCAUUACUGCCCCCUCUGAUGUGCGUUUGUGCGCCUUGAUUUGAAUGGGUUCCGAUUUAUGCCAAAUGACUGAACUAUCACUGCUCUCGCACCUCGGUUUAGUCUGUUCUUCAUACUUAUUUCCAUCAUAUCCGGUUCGCCAUUUUUUUUUUUUUCAAGCCCCUUUUGAGAGCAGCUUUAUUUUUCCAAUUUCCUUUUACGUAAAGGGAGCUUUUAACUUUAUUCCAGCCACAGGAGGCGGCAUUUAUGAAGGACUCUGGAUGAUGAGUUUUCCUGUUAUUUCCCGUGUGGAACAGAUCCAGAGUUGAUAUUUCGAAUCAUCUGCCGGAUGACGUCGGCACUAUGCAAGUUCGGGGCGAUACAUCUCCACAGCUGUUUGAGCUUAUAAAUAGUAGCAACUGUGUCUUUGUAUCUCGGAUCUUCCAGAACACAGUUUACUGUAUAUGCUCCAAGACUGAAGCAAUUACACAUCAGUGUUUUGCACUGUCAGCCUAGAUCUGUUUAAAAAAAACUAAAAACAAAAAAUAACAAAGAAUAACAAGACUAGAGACCAGUCACCAGUCACCACAACCGAAUGACCCAACUGCACUUUGAACAUAAAACCCUCUGUCUUGUAUGGCUUUUUUUUUUUGUCUUUAAACUGCUAGUCUGUCAGAAGUAUAAAAAAAUAAAUAAAAUAAAGGUCAUCACACAAACCACUUUAGUUGUCGCCUGGAAAAAGUAAGGUUUGUGCCAUCCCAAAAUAGCCUCUCGUUUGGUUGAUUCUUAAGUUUUAUUUCUGUGUCUAAGGCCUUACUCUUAACUCCCCCGCUUGGAGUUCAGGUUUCCAUGGUGACUGACUGACCACCUUGUUGCAUCAAGGCUUGCCUUUUGUUUUUCUCUGUUGUGGAUGAUAAAGUAUUCUGGGUCUGUAUGUGUGAAAGUAUGUUUGUGCGUGUUGGCACACCUGGAACUAAUACCAUUUAAAAUAAAAAAAAUAAAUAAAUCCUGCGACGGAUUAGCGCUUGCCACACGAAUAGCACCCAUCGUCCCAAAUGGCAAUCCAGGCAGAAGCAAUCAGUUGAAAACAACAAAAUCCGUGGUGAGAUUUUGAAUACCAUUUGGUUUCAGAUCUGUGUUGUAAAUUGUAUGUGACACACCCUUUUUGGACUUGUGUACAUUUGGAUUAAUUGCUGACUAACAGCGAAAUAAUAUUAUAUUUAAUUCCUUCUCUCUUUGGCUGUGGGAUCCUAGAUGUUCAAACUGCAUGGAUGUACUAUAUCUCUGCAGUCGACUAGCAGCUGUGUGAUUUUUACAUAAAAAUAAAAACGACAACAUUUUAA
Messenger RNA from Phycodurus eques (leafy seadragon), 5009 nucleotides. RefSeq names its product RALBP1 associated Eps domain containing 1 (gene reps1). Lineage: Eukaryota; Metazoa; Chordata; Actinopteri; Syngnathiformes; Syngnathidae. Gene Ontology annotation, biological process: endocytosis; endosomal transport. Gene Ontology annotation, molecular function: calcium ion binding; protein binding. The record is from RefSeq and is a predicted model, not a curated record. The transcript is spliced from 18 exons. Gene Ontology annotation, cellular component: cytoplasm; plasma membrane. The coding region runs from base 583 to 2955 and encodes 790 amino acids.